This is a messenger RNA of Prunus armeniaca (apricot), 321 nucleotides long. NCBI's taxonomy places the organism in Eukaryota, Viridiplantae, Streptophyta, Magnoliopsida, Rosales, Rosaceae. The record is from the annotation of a GenBank genome assembly.
AUGGCGGAUUUGGUAGGGCCUAGAUUGUACAGCUGUUGUAAUUGCCGAAACCAUGUUUCACUUCAUGAUGAUAUAAUUUCUAAGGCUUUUCAGGGAAGACAUGGCCGAGCUUUUCUGUUCUCCCACGCGAUGAAUGUUGUUGUUGGGGCAAAAGAAGACAGACAUCUGUUGACUGGACUGCAUACUGUUGCUGACAUCCAUUGCAGUGAUUGCCGUGAGGUGUUGGGGUGGAAAUAUGAACGAGCUUAUGAGGCAUCACAGAAGUACAAGGAAGGGAAGUUCAUAUUUGAGAAGUCAAAAAUUGUGAAGGAGGAUUGGUAG